Cynara cardunculus var. scolymus (artichoke) is the source of this 1383-nucleotide messenger RNA. RefSeq lists its product as uncharacterized. The coding region runs from base 141 to 1070 and encodes 309 amino acids. Lineage: Eukaryota; Viridiplantae; Streptophyta; Magnoliopsida; Asterales; Asteraceae. The transcript has 11 exons. The record is from RefSeq and is a predicted model, not a curated record.
CUCCACAUACGCAAACUCCUCCGUAUCAUUUUUAUAUUCAACGCAUCGUCGUGUUUUCUAUUCCCCGUUUCUCCCCUCCCCAGCCGGAAAGUCUCCGGUAGAUCAAAAGUUGCCGGAAGAGUCGUCGGAAGUUUCUCUAAAUGGCGAUGCAAACAGGAGUUAACACGUCCAAACUUCUGAUCCUUGUCGGAGCAGGUGUAACUAGUUCUGUUAUCUUGAGGAGUGGAAGGCUGUCUGAUGUAUUAUCAGAGCUUCAGGAGUUGAUGAGAGGUGUUAAUGAAGUUGAAAUCUCACCUGGAAAGUAUGAUAGUGCUGCACUUGCAGCCCAGAUUCGACAAUUGGCACAAGAGAUCCGGGAGUUGUCCCUCUCCCGGCCUGUUACCAUCUUCAAUGGAAAUUCUACUUCUAGUGGAGGUUACUCGUCUUAUUUGGUGCCAGCUGCAGCACUAGGAGCGAUGGGGUAUUGUUAUAUGUGGUGGAAGGGCUUGUCUUUGUCUGAUGUUAUGUUUGUAACUAAGCACAAUAUGGCCAAUGCUGUAGCAACAGUCUCAAAACAAUUAGAGAAUGUAUCUGAUGCGCUCGCUUCCACAAAAAGGCAUUUAUCAAAGAGACUUGAAAAUUUGGACUGGAAAUUAGAUGAGCAGAAGGAAAUGAGUAAACUUAUUGCAGAUGACGUAAAUGAUGUGAAGUCCAAUCUUAAUCAGAUAGGUUAUGACAUUGAUAUGAUCCAUCAAAUGGUGGCUGGAUUGGAAGGGAAGAUAGACCUGAUCGAAGGAAAGCAGGAUAUGACGAAUUCAGGUUUGUACUAUUUAUGUCAUGUCGCCGGAGGGAUAAAAGAUGGGAUAAAUGCUAAGCUCUUUCAGGACAUCGAAGCUAAGCUAGGAGAACACUCCAAAAUUACAUACGAGGAGACUUCUUUGAAGGGACUUCAAUUUCUUACAGAAACCGAUGACACGGAGAAAUAUGUGUUGAGCAAAAGCAGCAGCACGAAGGUAAAUAGAGACUCUAAAUCAAGAUUUCACAGGUCUUAUCCGGUGGGGUUGUCGUCAGCUAAAGAUAUGUUGGGUUGAAGUGCCGUAAGUAAUUACACCUAUUCUUUUAUUUCGCUGAACUCGUGCAAUUCAUUUAAUCGUUCAAGGGUCAAGAUGGCUUGCUUUUUGUUCGAUCCCAACAGAGAUAUCAUAUAUUGGCUUGUGGUUACGACACACGUAAAACCAGACCUGAACAUCGUGGAAUAGUAAUCAAAAUGUGCACUAAAUAAUUCAUAAAGCAUGUUCACAGUUUAGGAUGAUGGUUUCGAAACCAGAUACUUGUUGAUUCUGUUUGUGAAGUUGAAAAUAUGAAGAAUUCAGGUUAAUAUUAGAACCAUUUUCUUUGUUUUUU